Arachis stenosperma is the source of this 1362-nucleotide messenger RNA. Its product is annotated as RING-H2 finger protein ATL22-like. Gene Ontology annotation, molecular function: polysaccharide binding. NCBI's taxonomy places the organism in Eukaryota, Viridiplantae, Streptophyta, Magnoliopsida, Fabales, Fabaceae. The record is from RefSeq and is a predicted model, not a curated record. Bases 1 to 1362 code for a protein of 453 amino acids. The transcript is spliced from 3 exons.
AUGGCUAACUUGCUAAUAACUUUGUUCUUAAUUUCCAUUUUUGAAUUCUUGUUUCUUUCUAACGCAACAAGAAGCAAAACCACUUCACCAGCUUGUGGAAGCAGAUAUUGUGGAAGCUCUGAAGUAGCUAUUGAGUUCCCUUUCCAUUUGACACAGGAUCAUACUAGCUUUGUUGAAGGAGAUGCACGAUGCGGGUACCAAGGUUUUGAAGUUUCGUGUAACCAAAGGAAUUUGAUGAUUAGUCUCCCAAAUGGAGGAGGAGAAUUCAUCGUCAAAAACAUCUCUCUAGAGCACCAAUAUAUUUGGGUCAACGACCCUAAUGAGUGUUUUGCUAAACGGUUCUUGCAGGGCAAGGAUCUCAUCAAAGAUUCACCCUUCCUAUGGGGCCUUCCAAAUUCAAAUAGAGUGAUGUUUUACAAUUGCAACGAAUUAGCAGGAAUUGAUGUUGAUCCACAACUACGUCUUCCUUGCCUGAGUGACGAUGAGAAGCAUUAUUAUUCUGUUAUAGUUUUGUCAGAGUCAGAUAUUGAGAAUGAGAAUUAUUAUAGUUCAAGGUGUAGGAAUAUUGGGUCUGCUUUGUUUCCCGUUAAGGAUGUUUCAGAAGAUGAUUCUUCAAUAUCAUCACGGCAAAUAAGAGAUGAACUUGUUCAUUUUGAUAUGAAGUUGCAAUGGUUUAGGCCUAGUUGUUAUUGUAAGGAGGAUCAACACUGUGGCUUCAUACCAAAUACUGAUUUUGACGUUGUUUGUUACAACCACAAAAAUCAAGAACAAGAUAUGUUACUUGAACUUGACAGCGGUUAUUCCAAUAAUAAUGGUAAUGGGCACAUGCAAGCACUUUCCGGUACUAGUGGAAGUCCUCCAAGUUAUUAUUAUGGUGAAAAUGAAGAGAGCAAGUUUGCUAUAGCAUUGGGAACGCUAGGUAUAUUAAUAUUAUUAUUUUAUGUAGCAUUUCAUAUAACUAAGGAGAUGAGAGAAGAAAGGUUACGACAGAGAAUCAUGGAGACCCAACAUGCGCGAGCAAGGAGAAUGUUGUUAAGCCAACAGCGACAGCUAGGAGAGCUACGCAGAUUAAGAAUGAUGGAAUCAUCAUCAAUCAUCAGUGAGAGGUACCCUGCCACCAGCGAUGAGAAUUCAACAAUAAUAAUAGAGUUAGAACAAUGUCCAGUUAUCCAGCUAGGUGACAGUGGACAAUUGCCAACAAUGUUAAUGGACAACGUUUGCUCUAUAUGUCUUAGUGAGUACGAGGCUAAAGAAACAUUAAGGAGCAUGCCACAGUGUAAUCACUUUUUUCAUUCUCAUUGUAUUGAUGCCUGGCUCAAGAUGAAUGCUACUUGUCCCUUGUGCCGAAAAUUGCCAAUAUGA